This is a messenger RNA of Danio rerio (zebrafish), 6952 nucleotides long. It is a transcript of the gene hcfc1a, whose product is annotated as host cell factor C1a. Gene Ontology annotation, cellular component: cytoplasm; nucleus. NCBI's taxonomy places the organism in Eukaryota, Metazoa, Chordata, Actinopteri, Cypriniformes, Danionidae. The record is from RefSeq and is marked validated.
CGGCUGUACAUUGUCAAGAACAUGGCGGCUUCCAGGCAGGCAUGAGAGUGGAUACUUCUUAACGAAUUUGGGUGAUUCUGGCCAACCAUUUCAAAAACAGACCAUCAAAACACUUCCCUGGAUACCGCGACACGAAUCUCUAAAAGGACAUGACGUCCCCCGGUGUGCCUGGAACCACCGGAGCUCCGCUGCAGCCGCGAUGGAAGCGGGUUCUUGGUUGGUCUGGUCCGGUACCUCGACCCAGACACGGGCACCGAGCCGUAGCCAUCAAGGAACUGAUGGUCGUUUUCGGCGGAGGAAACGAAGGAAUCGUUGACGAGCUGCACGUUUAUAACACUGCAACAAAUCAGUGGUUCAUACCAGCCGUUCGUGGGGACAUCCCUCCAGGCUGUGCGGCUUAUGGUUUUGUGUGUGAUGGCACACGUCUGCUAGUUUUUGGUGGAAUGGUCGAAUAUGGAAAAUACAGCAAUGACCUUUAUGAGUUACAGGCAAGCAGGUGGGAAUGGAAAAAAUUGAAGCCAAAAGCCCCUAAGAAUGGAGUGCCACCAUGUCCUCGUCUGGGCCACAGUUUUUCUCUUGUGGGCAACAAGUGUUAUCUUUUUGGAGGGCUUGCCAAUGACAGUGAAGACCCCAAGAACAACAUUCCCAGAUAUUUGAAUGAUCUUUAUACCCUCGAGUUGCGUCCGGGGUCCAGCGUUGCGGGGUGGGAUGUACCAGUCACGUAUGGAGUAUUGCCACCUCCAAGAGAGAGCCACACUGCUGUAAUCUAUACCGAAAAAGUUACUAAGAAGUCCCGUCUUGUUAUAUACGGAGGAAUGAGUGGCUGUCGUUUGGGUGAUCUUUGGACAUUAGAUAUUGAUACACUGACCUGGAAUAAGCCUGCAAUAAGCGGUGCUGCUCCCCUCCCCCGAAGCCUACACUCGGCCACCACUAUUACAAACAAAAUGUAUGUUUUUGGUGGCUGGGUUCCUUUGGUGAUGGAUGACGUGAAGGUGGCCACACAUGAGAAGGAAUGGAAGUGUACAAACACACUGGCAUGCCUGAACCUAGACACUUUAGCAUGGGAGACUGUUUUGAUGGACACUUUGGAGGAUAACAUCCCACGUGCUCGAGCAGGACAUUGUGCUGUCGCUAUUAACAACAGACUUUAUAUCUGGAGUGGACGUGAUGGGUAUCGCAAAGCUUGGAACAAUCAGGUGUGCUGCAAAGACUUGUGGUACCUGGAGACAGAACGACCCAACCCUCCUUCAAGGGUGCAGCUUGUCCGAGCCAACACAAAUUCUUUGGAGGUUAGCUGGGGAGCAGUUUCUACAGCAGACACGUACCUGCUUCAGCUCCAGAAAUAUGAUAUCCCAGCAGCCACUGCUGCCACAUCACCAGCUCUCAAUGCAGCUCCCUCCCUCCCAGGAAACUCUCCUAAGAGUCCAGCACCGGCUGCAGCUGCUCCAUCUGCUCAGAGUCUGCCGCAUAGUGGCAUCACCUCAGUGCCCCAGGCUGCUUCCCCCACAGCCUCAGUCUUACCUGGCACACCUGCAAGUCCUCUGGCUGCAUCAAUGGCACGUGGCCCAGCUAUUCUAAAAGUUGCAGCCCCUCAGUCAGGAACAGGGGCAUCGAUUGUCACCGUACGCCAAGCGUCCCAGGUUGGAAAAUCCCCAGUCACUGUGGCAUCACUUCCCGCAGGUGUUCGCAUGGUAGUGCCAUCACAAACCGCUCAAGGAACGAUCGGCAGCAGCCCUCAGAUGAGCGGAAUGGCAGCUUUGGCUGCAGCUGCAGCAGCCACACAGAAGAUCCCUCCAUCCCCAGGAGCCACUGUUCUCAACAUGCCAGCCGGGGCCACAAUUGUCAAGACGGUAGCUGUGACUCCAGGAGCCUCCACACUCCCCACCACUGUUAAAGUGGCAUCGCCUCUGAUGGUAAGCAACCCGGCCACUCGCAUGCUGAAGACCGCUGCUGCCCAGGUGGCCACCCCAACAGUGUCCAGUCCCACUACAGGUGCUCGGCCUAUCAUCACGGUGCACAAAUCGGGCACAGUUACCGUAGCCCAACAGGCUCAGGUUGUGACCACUGUGGUUGGUGGUGUCACCAAAACCAUCACUCUUGUUAAGAGCCCACUUUCCAUGGGAGGCAACUUGAUAUCCAACUUGGGCAAGGUAGUGUCAGUGGUACAAAACAAACCAGUGCAGUCAGCCACUGUGACUGGACAGGCCUCCAAUCCACUCACACAGAUUAUACAGACAAAGGGUCCCCUUCCACCAGGCACCAUUCUAAAGCUGGUAACAUCUGCAGAUGGAAAACCAACCACCAUAAUUACUACCAGUCAAGCAGGUGGCACAGGCAACAAGCCCACUAUUUUGGGCAUCAGUGGCAUGUCCCCCACUUCCACCAGCAAACCAGGCACCACCACUAUCAUUAAAACAAUCCCUAUGUCUGCUGUUCAGCAAGGAGCUGCAGGUGUGACAAGUACUACAGGAGUAAAAAGUCCCAUUACCAUCAUCACCACAAAGGUCAUGACCUCUGGAACUCCUGGUAAAAUCAUUACAGCAAUGCCUAAGAUUGGUACUGCGGCAGGCCAACAGGGCCUAACACAGGUUGUCCUAAAAGGAGCUCCUGGUCAGCCGGGCACUAUUCUCCGCACUGUGCCGAUGGGAGGAGUACGUCUUGUGUCUCCAGUAUCUGGGGUCAAGCCAACUGUAACCACCCUGGUUGUCAAAGGAACAACUGGUGUAACAACUCUUGGCACAGUCACAGGAACAGUUUCAUCAAGCUUAGCUGGAGGGAGCCUAGCCAGUGCCAACGCCACCCUGGCAACCCCCAUCACCACUCUGGGCACGAUCGCCACCCUCGCCAGCCAGGUCAUUAAUGCCACCAAUGUGACGGCUGCUCAAAGCAACCUGACCACUGUUACCUCCACCAUGCAGCCCACUCAGGUGACCCUCAUAACUACGCCUAGUGGAGUGGAGGCUCAGCCUGGCCAAGAUCUGCCUGUUUCAUUUCUAGCAUCUCCCACCUCUGAGCAGCCCACUUCUACUGAAUCUGGCACAGGAGAGGCUUCUGGCAGCGUUACUCUCGUAUGCUCCAAUCCGCCUUGUGAGACGCAUGAGACGGGCACCACUAACACGGCCACCACAGCGACCUCAAACAUGGGCGCUGGACCAGCUGGCACAGUACAGAGAGUCUGCUCAAACCCGCCAUGUGAAACACAUGAAACGGGUACAACAAACACUGCCACAACAGCAUCUGCCAACAUGGGCGCUGUUCAAAGGGUCUGCUCAAACCCACCAUGCGAAACCCACGAAACGGGCACCACCAGCACGACAACCACAGCAUCUUCAAAUAUGGGCACUGCUCCUGCUGGGACAGUGCAGAGGGUUUGCUCAAACCCACCCUGUGAAACACACGAGACAGGCACCACAAACACAGCAACUACGGCUUCAUCAAACAUGGGUGGAAACCAGCCUGGAGCAGUGCAAAGGGUCUGUUCAAACCCACCUUGUGAGACCCAUGAGACUGGCACCACCAACACGGCAACCACGGCUUCAUCAAGCAUGGGUGGAGGACAAGAGGGAACAGUGCAAAGAGUUUGCUCAAACCCACCCUGCGAGACCCAUGAGACAGGCACCACCAACACAGCAACCACAUCAUCAUCCAAUAUGGGUGGAGAUCAAGCUGGAGCAGUGCAAAGGGUCUGCUCAAACCCACCCUGUGAAACCCACGAGACUGGCACCACCAACACAGCCACCACUGCUACCUGCAAUAUGGAGACAGAUGAAGGAACAGCUGCCCAGAGAGGAGCUAUUACUACAGUCACACAAGCCACACCGCUGCCAGGACCUGCUGUUCCAUCUAUUUCUUCAAUCACGGAGUCGUCCUCAGAGGCAGGAGCUGAGCCGGUGGUGAUGGAGAGUUCAGAGGCAGAGUCUUUACAGACCGAAGGCCAGGCUGAAGCAGAGGCCGUUGCCAUGCAGGCAGAGUUUCAGACAGAGGCAGGAGCUGUUGCUUUACCCACUGACUUCCAGGAGGAUGCAGCCGCCUUGCCAGCUGAUUUCCAGGGAGAAGCGGUUGCGGUGGCCAUGCAGGCGGAGAGCCAGGCGGACGCAGUGCCCAUGGAGCAAGAUGUUUCUGGCAUGGCAGAGGGAGAAGCCGCUCAGGAACAGCUGCCAACGGCAGAGAUGGAAGAUGUAGAUGCAGCGUCAGCAUCACAGGCUGCCGUGCUGGCUUUGCCACCAGAGCUGAUGGCGGAUGGUCAGUCCACUACGCUGAUGGUGACAGGUCUGACCCCAGAAGAGCUGGCUGUCACUGCAGCUGCAGAGGCAGCGGCACAAGCAGCAGCCACAGAGGAGGCUCAGGCCCUUGCCAUCCAGGCCGUACUACAAGCAGCACAGCAGGCCGUCAUGAGUGAUGCGGGAGGAGACGACCAGCAGACCCACACCAUACCCAUCGUUCUGACCCAGCAGGAGCUCGCAGCUUUGGUUCAGCAGCAGCAGCAGCUCCAGGCAGCACAACAGCAGGCUGCAGCUCAGGCUGCUCUGCCCACCGAGGGCCUGGCACCAGCCGACAGCCUCAAUGAUCCCUUAUCUGAAAGCAACGGGCACAACGAAAUGGCAGCCGCUGCCACAAGUGCAGUAGUCACACUGCUGCCUCGCACUGCCGCAGAAACCUUGGCUCCAUCCAGCACAUUAGCACCUGUAGUAGUAGCCAGUCCAGCGAAGAUGCAGGCAGCGGCGGCUCUCACUGAAGUGGCCAAUGGCAUUGAGGCUGGGAAACAAAAUCCUCCAACAGUUACUGUCAAACCUCAAGUGAAGAAAGAGAACCAGUGGUUUGAUGUUGGCAUUGUUAAAGUGACCAAUACGGUGGUAACUCAUUUCUACAUGCCCGCAGACGACUCUGCUUAUGUUGAGAAUGAUUCUGGCACAGCCCCAGACUACAGUCAGAUGAAGAGGGUGGAGCUUCAGCCUGGCACCGCCUACAAGUUCCGUGUGGCGGGUAUAAAUACUUGUGGCCGAGGAACCUUUUCUGAAAUAUCUGCAUUUAAGACAUGUUUACCAGGCUUCCCCGGAGCACCAUGUGCCAUAAAGAUCAGCAAGAGUCCAGAUGGUGCUCAUUUGACAUGGGAGCCUCCGUCCGUGACAUCAGGAAAGAUCACAGAGUACUCUGUGUAUUUGGCCAUCCAGAGCAGUCAGACCACCGAAGCCAAGCCCUCAGCCCCGGCUCAGCUGGCCUUCAUGCGGGUUUACUGUGGACCAAACCCCUCGUGCCUGGUCCAGUCCUCCAGCCUGUCCAACGCUCACAUUGACUACACCACCAAACCCGCCAUCAUCUUCCGCAUCGCCGCUCGCAACGAAAAGGGCUAUGGCCCUGCCACACAAGUGCGAUGGCUGCAAGAGUCUAGCAAAGAUGGCCUUUCUGCAAAACCUGCCCCGAAAAGAGCAGUUUCUUCACCAGAUACGAAAGGGAUUGGUCAGAAGAAAGCAAGAAUGGACCAGUAACCUGUCCUCUGCAUUUAGCCUCCAAAACCAUACAGACUUUAACUACUCCCACUGCUCCAUCCGGAUUUAACCCAUCUCUGACUGUAACCCUUCAUCAAAACAGCACAAAAAAGAGGAAAUCCAGUUUCUAGCUUUUUAUUAAUAGUAUGAAUGGAGAAAAGCACAUUGCGAGUAUUUUUCAACAUACUUGGAGCGGGAGAGGAAAACAAAAACAAGCUUUUUCCAUUGUAGUGUCUUCCUUUCUGCUCUCCCCACAUUUCUUUCAUGUAUUUUUGCCUCAGUAAUUCAAAAGCAGUUUUAAGAUAUUUGUAACGUUUUUUUCUGUCAGCUGGUUUCUAUGAAGUUUUUUUUUUUUUUUUUUGCAAUGGACUUCUGAGUGAAGUUUGAGUUCAUGUUUAAUAUGUGAGAUGAGUGAUAAUGGGAGACAGAAAACAAACAAACAUGCAGAAAUGGGGAAAACAAAGCAAGCACUUGUCCUCAGACAAGAGAGGAUAUUUUUCAGAUGUGCGUGAGGAUUGGUUCUGGAUUCUGUGCACUUUGGCAUUGAGCAGAAACAAAAGCUGAACUGCGGAUAAAGAAACGGCCAUGGAAGAAAGAACAUUACCAGCAGAGACUUUGCUAGAACUGUUUGCCAUACAAACAAACAAAAAAGUAAACAAAACAAAAAAAGAGAAAAAAAAGAAAAACUUCCCAAAAAAUUAGCGAGCGACGAUGGAGAACUUGUGUAGUUUAUUUUUGUAUUUUAAAGCUUUUCUCCUGUGUGUAUGUGUAUGUCCGUGUGCUUUUUUUAACUCACUACUUUUAUUUUAUUUUUUUGUUUUAAUAGUUCUUGGCCAUUCCCAUUGGUUUAAGGAUUUGUGGCAAGAAGGGCUUUUGAAGACGAGGAAAUGCAUUGUGUUUGUGCUCAAGCCGAGUGUUGAUGUGAAAAAGAUGUAAACAAGUAUAAACAUCUGAAGGGCUUUUACUUUGUUUACGGCGUGUGUCCACUCCGUGUUUGUGUAUGCCAAACCUCGAGAUGUAAAAAUCGUUAAUUUUAUUUUAUUUUUGUUCUUGAUUCUUCACUUUACAAAUUCGUCACUUAUUAUUAGUAAACACUUUCCCCUUCCUCUGCCUCGUCCUCUAAACUUUUUCACAAGAUAACUUUGUAGAAAUUUUCUCUGCUCUAGUUUGUGAAGGAAGUUGUCCACGUGAAGAUGAAUUUCUUCCCUUUUUUUUUUUUGAGUAUCUGAAAGGUAUGCAGAGUAAAUGUUCAGUGUAUACCUGUGUGUCUCCAUGUGGCGAGAAUGGCUUGUCAUUUUUGAUGAUAAGAGCCAAGUUCGGAUUGGGUUGUAAUAUAGUUCAUUCAUACUGCAGGAAUUGAAGAUGAUAACCUGGCCUUUUAUAUAUUUACCUGUACAACGUUUUUACAUGUUGGUCAUCUCCUGAUUGCCUUUUUUGUCUUGACUUAUAAAAGAAACAGAAAUAUC